GGAAAUGACGUCGAGGGUGAACUUCCGUGUUGUUAGCUUUAACCUAGCAACCACAUCCCUGCUAGCAACGCGUGACAAACGGUGUUAUCUUAACUUUAAAUAAGUUACAGUCAAAUUACCUCAAGUUUUGCAUUGAAUAUCAGGUGUUUGUUUUCCUCUGCAGAGACCAGCCCAGGUAACAAUACCUGUGAGAUGUCUGCUGCCAUGUAGAGCUGCACACUGUGCUGUCCUGUGCUGUUAGCAUCCCUGUGGUCGUUUCAAUGGGGAAAAGGAAAGACAUGAUUCACCCCAGGUUUCUCGGUGAAGGCGGAUCCAGCCUGCACAGCGUUCACAAGCGGAAACACAAAAAACACAAGAAGCACAAGAGGAAGCACCACAGCUUCGCAGAGUGCCCGGAGCCCGAGCCCAUCGUGGUCCCUCGGCCUCCUCCUCCGCAGCUCCGACUCAAGAUCAAACUGGGAGGACAGACGCUGGGGACCAAGAGUGUUCCCACCUUCACCGUGCAUCCCGGUGUGGCUUGUCCUCCCUCUCCUUUGAUGAUUAUUAAUAAUGUCGAUGAUGAUGAUGACGAAGAUGACGACGAAGAUGAUGAGGACGACGACGAUGAGCCCUCUGUGCCUUUGGAGCAGUAUCGGGCCUGGCUGGAUGAAGACAGUAACCUGGCCACGUCCCCUAUGCCAGACAUAGACUCUGACUCCAUGCUGGGCGUGCCCGUGGACGAGGAGGAGAGGUGGCUGGACGCUCUGGAGAAAGGAGAGCUUGACGACAACGGAGAGCUGAAGAAGGAGGUUGACGAGUCUCUGCUCACGGCCAGACAGAAAGCCCUGCUACACAAGCAGCAGAGCCAGCCUCUCCUGGAGCUCCCCAUGGGUUACAAGGAGAAAGAGAUGACCGUAGAGAUGAUGCAGAAGCGGGAGGAACGAGCUCGAAAGAGACGCCUGCAGGCCGCCAAGAAGGCAGAAGAGAGCAAGAACCAGACAAUAGAGAGACUGACAAAAACCAGCAAGGCCAAGAUCAAAAGCAUGAGAGAGAGGAAGUCUAGGCAGAAUCAGUCUCCCAUGAUCCGGUACAGCGACUGCGUCCAGGGCAUGGCCAUCUCCUUCCCUACAGGCGUCGCCCCUCCGGCCCCAACUCCUCCCUUUCCUCCACCAGCAGCCCCGGUGAACUGCGCGGUCAGCGGCUGCACCAACCUCAAGAAGUACUCCUGCUCAAAGACCGGCGUUCCUCUCUGCAGCCUUGAGUGUUACAAGAUGAACCUGCUGCUCGUUCAGAGCGCAGCUUGAACUUUAAAAGGGCCGAAUAUAUUCCAAAUGGACGCAGAUGUAGUUCUGUAAGUACAUCAGGAUGUGAAGGUGCGUACAGCCCACAUGGUGAUGUGGGUUGAAUUUUGCGCUGCACAGAUGUGGGAAGUAUAGUUGAACUUCACACUUUAAAGGUGCUAUAUACGAUAUUCAGAGCAUUGCAUGUCUACCUGAGCAGAGAAUGAAGUCACUCUCCCUCUGUGUGUGUGGUAAUCCGAACUUCGCUGUGCUUUGUUGACACAGCCGGGCCGGACGCACGUGCUUUUAGUGCAUGUUCGUGCAUGUUCGUGCAUGUGAGCCACUCUGCACUGCUCUCAGACGGCGGUUACAGCUGAAAACCGACUGAGCCGUCUUGGAGGCGUAGCACCCACCCUCCGGCUCAGCCAUCGCCAUGUUGAGAGCCGUGUCGAUACAAAUGCUCGCAAUCUCGCAUUUAGCACCUUUAAAGAUAACACAUUUUUAGGACUAAGAAUGUGGAUUUACUAUUUAUCGUUUCGCCUUUUGUUUGUAGCUGUGUCAUAUAAAUAAUAAUGGUUUUGCCCAGCAGUGAUGCUGGUAACACAAUUCAAUUAUGUAUAUUAUAAAAUAUAUCCGAACCAAUUAUUAUACAAUAUUAGGGGCCGUACACAUGCCAUGUCUUUUGCGCACUCAAAUCCAUCAAUGACGUGCGUCAGGCAUGAUCAAAUGCGUAAAAGUGUAAAGCUACUGUGAGGGGUUUACGGUGCCGGAAAUGCAUUUCUUUGUUUUGAUUGUGUUUUAGUUUCAUCAGUGAGGCUUCCUGCUAAAUUACCGCAACUUCGUCAUGGCAGCACGCAAGUUUUGGUUAGUUUGUAACAGCAGGUGCGACAGGAGCGCAACCUCCCAAGCACACUGGAAAGAAAAAAACAGUGGCAUAGCUGGUUUUCCACGCCACUUGUGUACGGCCCCUUAUGAUUUCCAUUUACGGAGCCUCCAUUUGUUUAAGACUACAUAAAUUGAAUAUUUUUGUAUAAGUUUGGAGAAAGAGUAGUAUUAUUUCCACUAGCUUGGACUAUUUUUCAUUUUGUCAAUAAUGUAAAAAGUAUGUUUAGAGGCGGACAAAGGUCGUCAAAGAAUAAAAGAGAAACUGUAUUGCUUCUUUAAUCUCAAUUUUGUAACAAAUGACUCAAUUUCCAUACAAAACUGUACAUCUUAAAUUAAGUAACAAAUGACAUGUCUUUCCAACUCUGCAUACAAAUUGUGACAAUAUCAAUACAACCUUAUUUGCUCUGUCAA
Messenger RNA from Sebastes umbrosus (honeycomb rockfish), 2555 nucleotides. It is a transcript of the gene ino80b, whose product is annotated as INO80 complex subunit B. Lineage: Eukaryota; Metazoa; Chordata; Actinopteri; Perciformes; Sebastidae. Gene Ontology annotation, biological process: chromatin remodeling. The transcript has 5 exons. Bases 261 to 1283 code for a protein of 340 amino acids. The record is from RefSeq and is a predicted model, not a curated record. Gene Ontology annotation, cellular component: Ino80 complex.